AUGCUGAUGGGUAUAGAAUCAUGGAUAGCUUUGGGAGCACAAAAAAUUAUAUUCCCAAUACAAUCAGCCUCUGCUGAUACAGUUUUAAUUUUAAAAGAGUAUGAACGCAUUGGUAUUGUUCACUUAAGAAAAUGGCCUAAAUGUAAUUUUAAAAAAUUUUUAAUUCAAAAAAAUAAAGAAAUUAAAGGGCCUUUACUUUCCGAUGUAAAUCCGAAUGGGUUAGUGUUGUCUAGAGGCAUUGAAGAAUCCCAUGUUAAUUGUUUACAUUUUGUCAAACCGUUUGCUGAGAUGGUUGUUUUUACGGAUAUUGAUGAUAUGUAA
Messenger RNA from Meloidogyne enterolobii, 321 nucleotides. NCBI's taxonomy places the organism in Eukaryota, Metazoa, Nematoda, Chromadorea, Rhabditida, Meloidogynidae. The record is from the annotation of a GenBank genome assembly.